UUGUAGUGGAUGCUACCGGAGAUGUAGUGGAACUCUUCGCCAUCCUUACGGAAGUAGUCAUUAUUGUAUUCCACACUGAAGGUCUGCGGCACUCCAAGCUGACAGAGAUUUCAACACACUGUGUCACAUUGCACCGAGAAGGAAAACAAGGUUGGUCCCGUACCAAUGGAGACGGUUCCGGACCGCUCAAAUAAAACAGCCAAAAAGAGGACUCGUUCAGAGUCAAAUGAGAAACUUCACCUGAUACCUUUGGGGAAACCGAAAUCCGGACGGGUAUGGAAAGACCGCAACAAACAAAGGUUCUCGGCUCUUGUAAGAGACAAGCCCCUGUGCUCCUCCUGGGAGAAGAAGAUGGCGGCCAAGCGAGAGAAGGAGCUGGUGAAGAAAUAUUCCCUGCAACUGAAGGAGGACAAAGCCAGGGAGAAAGAGGAAAAGAGGAAGCGGCAUGAGGAGAACUUGAAAAGGCGAGCUGAGAAUGAGAGGAAAGCCGAAGUUGUGCAAGUGAUCCGGAACACAAUGAAGAUCAAGAGGAUGAAGAAGAAACAGCUGAGGAAGAUUGAGAAGAGGGACACACUCGCCAUGCUGCAGAAAUCACAGCCCAGGAACCCAAAAGCUGCACAGAAAGGUGGCAAAGGGAGUGUGCAAGUUGACUGAUGGGACAUUCAGAAGCACCCCCUAGGCACUUCAUGUAGAUAUGAGAACCAGUCAGAAAAGGGGCUUGUUCCAUCUGCUACACACAGACCUGGUGUUGCAGUUCCUCCGGGAUAAAAAGGCGCUCAAUCUUUCCAUCAGGCUAGGUGGAAUUUACCAUAUUGCUUAAUCUAUCCAAUACUUUCGGAUGUGCCUAGGGACGACAUGGUGAGAACACUGAGAGGCUGCUGGAACUGGAGAGCAUGAGCAGCAAACCAAUUAACUAUCUGUGGAGCAUUGCAGAUGCAAAAAGUGCCUCCUACCUCUAUUUUGUGGAAAUCCAAACAUGAGCUGGAAGAAUUCUUAUCUUGAACUCUUCUCAACUUAUGUUCACUGGAGUGUAAUGCAAUGUUCUAUUAAACAAACCAAAUUGUGCUACACAUCCCAAACUUUUUUGUCAUGGGCCAUUAGAUUAUACUUUUUAGUGUGUUGCAUUAGAGGAAUAAAGUUAUAAAGCAAG
Molecule: messenger RNA, 1150 nt
Organism: Salmo salar (Atlantic salmon)
Lineage: Eukaryota; Metazoa; Chordata; Actinopteri; Salmoniformes; Salmonidae
Product: coiled-coil domain-containing protein 86
Cellular component (GO): nucleolus
Source: RefSeq, a predicted model, not a curated record